AUGGGUAUAACUGUCAUUUCCACAAUAUUUUCCUUCCCCUCCAUUUCUAAACCAAACAAGGUUUACUAUUUUCCCUCCAUUCUCCUCCUACAAUGUCUCUCCAAACAAGUUGCGACUGAGACGGGCCGGCGAAGGAGGAGGGCGAGAGAUAGGAACGGGUCAGACACAGAGGCAGGCCAGAAACGGAGAGGGGCUAGAGAUAGGGACGGGACAGUGAUGGAGGCAGGCGAUAGACGACUGACGAGGCCUUUAUGGCGUGUUCUUGCAGCGGGUAUGCGGCGUGAAGCUGAAGACGGACGAAGCGGCGAUGGCGGGGUUGCGGCGGCGGGGUUGCGGUUGGCCAGUAAAAUGUCAAAUUUGCCCCUUCUUAAAUACCAAAUUCAUGAAAAAAAUCAAUCAUUUCUCAUUUGUGCACAAAAAGAACACCCGACUUCUCCCCAAUCUGUUCAUCUUCGUUUCUUAUAUUCCUCAUCUGGUGUUCUUAAAUCUGUUCACGUUCGUCUUUUUCAUCUUCUCCCUCAUCCAAUCACGACGGAGGACGAGGAGAUGUCGAAGUCUUCCCUGUCGGCGUUUAGGGCCAAGGUGGAGGAGAUCAAGAAGAAGAAGAUGGAGGUCAAGAAGAAACUCCAGGCUGAGCUAGAUUGGAUUGAGGAGGAAACAAGCGAUUGGCUACCUGGAAAGUUGCCUUCUCGAAAAGGCACAAUCAUUAUGGCGGAGUUCAACCACAUCUGUAUUCCUAGCAAUUGUGUUUAUCGUAUAUGCUCGGUUAUAGCGAUAAAUGCACUCAUACGAGGCAAGACUAAGAGAUUCCCACCUGAUGCUCAGACUUGCUCCAGGAUCAUAGCAACAAUGCAACAUUGCAACAAGGAUGAUAGUGCUUGCAGCAAUAACAAACACCAUAGCUAUUUCGACGAAUACAUAUAA
Messenger RNA from Striga asiatica, 924 nucleotides. The record is from the annotation of a GenBank genome assembly. Lineage: Eukaryota; Viridiplantae; Streptophyta; Magnoliopsida; Lamiales; Orobanchaceae.